CUUUGCAAAAGAGGUUUGACUUAGCGGAAAGAGAAAUUUUUAAUGCCUCAAAUCUCUUGCAAAGAGGUUUUUGACUUAGCAGAAAGAGAGAGAGAGAUAUGAUGGAGAAGAAUCCGUUAAUGGAGGCUGCUCGAAAAGGAGAUGUCGAGUAUUUACUCCGAUCAACGGAAUCCGAUCCUACUAUUCUCGAAAGUUAUUGUUGUAAACGGCGAAGAAACGCCGUUACACGUUGCCUCCAUGUACGGACACUUUAUAGUUUCGUCAGGGAAGUCCUGAAACUAAGAGAGAGUGAGAGGAAGAGUUCGUGUUCUUGAUGAGUGAGUGUCUGCAAAUCCGGAGUCUCUUGAAGAAAUCACUGCCCCUGGAGAGACCGUGCUUCAUCUUGCGGUUAAGUACUAUCAGUUUGAUGGAUUCGUUGUUUUGUUGGAACGUCUUAAGGAAUUUGAUAAGCUUUGUGUGUUGAAUAAGCAAGACAAUGGAAGGAACACAGUUUUACACUUAGCUGUUCAAAAACGACAGUACGAGGUGAUUGACUUGUUGCUUGGCUCUAAUAACACAAUCCCACGAAAUGUUAUUGAAAUGAACUCUUUAAACUCCAAUGGCUUCACACCUCUUGAUGUGUUACUUCACUUUGGAGGUGAACCAGAAGACGUGGAGAUUCAUCAGAUCCUCAUUAAAUCAGGAGCUGUAAGAUCAAGAGAUCUCGACACAAGACAAUCUACAACAACGACAGAAAAUGAAACAACACCGUCAGAAGAAUCCCUGCCUGAUGACUCACAAGCAAUGGCUAGAUUACUUCAAGUACAAGAAAGACAGAGUCUCACCUAAGGACGUUCGCAAUGUUAUCGCGAUUCUGAUAGCCACAGCGACUUAUCAAGCCGUUCUAAGUCCACCUGGAGGUGUCUGGCAAGAAGAUUACUGCAUUGAUGGAUUCUGUCAAGUAACUGAUCUGAAAGGAAACAUAACAAAACCGGUUUACUACGCUGGAACAACGAUAAUGGGAUCAAAGAGCUGGGUCUCUUACGGCAUUUUCAUCUUCUUAAACUCGAUCGGAUUAUUCACUUCUAUUGAACUAAUCUCUUUGCUCACAAAAGGUCUCCCUUUCUACCUUGAGCUGCAAGUUUCAUUGACUGCUGUUGCCUUGACCUAUGGAUUCGCAGUGGCUGCAGUUUCUCCAAACCUCGGAUUAGGCUUGUUCUUCAUGGUGCUAUCUGUGGUAUUACCUAUCGCUGUAGCGAGAAUCCCAAGACUAAUCCGAAAACAUGCCAAGAAAAUCAGAAUCUAUCCUCUAAGAAGUAGUACCACGACCACCUCAUAAAAUCCCAAGUUACAGUCUCAUAUUCCAGUUCCCCUCUCUUUUUUUUUUACUUUCUACAUAGUUAAUACUAUCUUGAUUGGUUUGUGUUCUUGAGUAGUACAUUUAAAGAAACCUGAGUCAAAAAGUAAGUUUUUUUUGUUUUGUUCUGUCAGUUAGCAUUAUUUGUAAAAGCUCUCACAAGUCACAGUCUCUUUUAGCCUAUUUCAAGAUCGGCUACUUGAAUGUAAUUUCUUUAUCGUUA
Molecule: messenger RNA, 1559 nt
Organism: Camelina sativa (false flax)
Lineage: Eukaryota; Viridiplantae; Streptophyta; Magnoliopsida; Brassicales; Brassicaceae
Source: RefSeq, a predicted model, not a curated record